Molecule: messenger RNA, 2422 nt
Organism: Neurospora tetrasperma FGSC 2508
Lineage: Eukaryota; Fungi; Ascomycota; Sordariomycetes; Sordariales; Sordariaceae
Exons: 3
Coding region: 298-2334 (678 amino acids)
Biological process (GO): G protein-coupled receptor signaling pathway
Cellular component (GO): membrane
Molecular function (GO): mating-type factor pheromone receptor activity
Source: RefSeq, a predicted model, not a curated record
GCUGCCGUCUCUGAAUAGAUCAAUAGAUCAUGCUUCGACCCGACUCCAUUUCAGCCAUCGUCGGCGUCAUGCCUCUCUUGAACUUCCUCCUCUCAUUGUAGCCCCUGGUUUGACUUUGGUUUUAACGCUGAUAUCGUCGCCAUCCUCGCCUUUGUCGUCGCCCAUUUGAUGUCAGCCCUCAUCUGUUGUCCCGUUACGCCAAUUGCUCACUGCUCGGACUUUCGCGAGUUUCUGUAUCACCCGUGCAUCGAAAGCACAGAAACAUCCGUCACGGGUCUAUGAAGAAGAGAUUUCAAAAUGAACAACACAGAUUCUUGGGCAAGUGCCGCCGACAUUACCACCCCCUACACCACCACACCCGAAGAACGACUUGGCCCUCCCGCUCCUUACACCGAUAUUGGCCUCCAGGUCAACCUUUUCUUCAGAGUCUUUCUGGGGAUCCUCGGAAUCCUCAUUCCUCUCGUGCCUGCGAGGCUAUUAUGGAUCAAUGGCGAAUUUUCUGCCACGGUACAUUGCAUGUCGACAGUCACGCUCAACUUCUUUUACGUCGUCAACUCGCUCAUAUGGCGAGACAACAACGUCAAGAAGUGGUAUGCUGGCUAUGGGUGGUGUGAUUUCCAUACUUACGUCUUCUUUGCGGUCGAAACCAUCUUUCACACCACUCUCUUCGACAUCAUGCUCGGUCUUGCCAACAAGAUUGGUAACCCGCGAGUCACCAGCCUCAGUCCUAAGGAAAAGAAACGCAAGGACCGAAUUUCGGCCCUCAUCAUCUUCGGAAAUCCGUUGUUACAGGUCUUGCUCACGUACUUCAUCAUCACGCAACGGUACGACAUCUUAACCCUUGCCGGUUGCAAUGCCGUCUUUGAUCCCAAUGGCGUCUUCUUUGUUUUCUUCAUUCUCCCCUCGCCAGUCUUCACGGUUGGGGCAGCAGGCUUGGCAGUUGUGCCGAUUGUUUGCGUCUUCUUCGUCUUCAACCUCAUUCAGGGUUGGCCGUGGACGCUGCCGUUCGACCUCCAUCGCAUUCACGCCAACAUCAACUUUGUCUCGUUCACAACGACGGAAAGAAUGCAAGUCUCCACAGUCCUUACCAAUUAUGUUCCAGUGGUGAGCUCGGUGGCCAUUUGCAUCACCUUCGGUACAACAGUUGAGGCAUAUAACCAAUAUCGCUUGGUUCUCGUUUUUCUUGGCUUAGGAAAGAUUUGGCCCAAGCUGUAUCAAGAAUAUGACCCCGAUGAGUCUGAACCACCAUCUGAGCUUAGUACGCAAACAAGUUCGCAAUCGUGGUGGUCAUCCAUGACGAAAAACGGCAAAAGGGGUACAGUCACAAGCUAUAGUGGAAACGACUUCUCUAUCCUUCCUACUACUGAGGACAUACCCCUCACAAACCGACCAAAACCUGCACAAACUAUGGGUGAAGGCUCUCAUACCGUUCCACGUUCUCCAUAUGAUGAAUUCAGAAAAGAGUUCUCGGACUUGUACCCUAGCCAGUCCUCACCCACAGCAAAUGUCAACCGUAAUCCCUGGCCCGAUUUGUCAGAUGAUCCCUCCCCUCCAGCGCGCAACCCAUGGUAUCUCCGACCGAAUGCUUUCCACGUCCCCAUCACAUUGCCAAUGCCACUGUCACCCAUUUACAUACCAUCCCUGCACGCGGGUCUAGCAAAGAACACGGAGGGAAAGCAGAAACGGACGACUAUCAACAAGCUUUCUCAAGGCUACACCACACUCAGCAGCUCCUCCACAACAAUCCUACCGCCUUCGAAUUCACCUACCUGCCCUCUUCCGCCGAUUCCAACCCCCACAUUCUCCUCAAGACAUUCACCACAGGAGGGGCGAUAUCGGGCGACGAGAAAGGCACAAAAACAAAAAGAACCAGAUACGCUAAAUAGCACAGGCAACGGGACACUCAAGAACCCAUUGAUGCCAGCGGCACCAUGGAGUCCCUUUGCUUCCAGCCACACCAACACUACCCUAGGAGUUGACACACGCGUGUGGUCCCAGAAGGACAAAGACGACUCUGCGGGCCAUGCCCAAGACUCGCCAAUCUCCCAUUCUUCUCGUGCAACCACAGGACCUCCUCAGCUUUCACCGCCGCCAUCAUACAGUGUCGCUGUCGGCCAAGAAUCCUCCUUUGCUUCCGCUUCCGAUCGAUCGACGGGACUCGGAAUCAGUUCGCCUGAAAAUCAACAGAUUGGGACGGCGUUAGGACAUCCACCGAGAGGCGGGGUGGUCAGGGUUGAGACCCAUAUAGCGAGUGAGAUUGAGGUUAUUGGUGGUCCUGGACGUGAUGAUGGGAAUGAUCGUGAUGAUGAUCAACGAAGUGGAAGGGAGUGGUAGGUGAGGGCGUUGGAGGCGCGUUUUUGGAAAACAGAGCGUGGGUUUUGUGGGUUAUGCGUUUGUGUAAUAGUAGGUCAUUUCAGGGCCU